AUGACUUCCACCCAACCAGACGAAGAUCAAACUUGCCGCUUCCGAAAAAUAGUGGACGAGUUGGAAAGCAUCAGCAAGGGAACUCAAAAUCAUGCGAAGCGAAAUGGAAUCGUGUUCCAUUGUGAGACAAUCAAUGAGGAUGAAGAUAUGUCAUAUUCUCCAUCUCAUUCUCCCUUCGACAAAGAACGUUCUCAAAUCGAAUCUCGCAUGAUUUCACCUCUGGAGAAGCUGGAGAAAGUUAACACUUUCUGCGAUCACAUCUCUCCGUUCCUAGUCGAAGCCCUCAAUUAUUCCAAAAUUACCAAAGAAGCCGAGUCGACAAUUUUAGAUACUAUCUGCCAAAACGCAGUGGAGUCUACAGAAGCUCUGGUAGAGGUGAUGGAGGCAUUCAAGAAAGAGAGUAAGGAGAUGGAGGAAGUUGAUAAGAAGGAGAAGCUCUGCAACGAACUCAAAAAUUUGCAAAUCGAACAAUGGAUCGAGGAAUUGCAAGAUUAA
Caenorhabditis briggsae is the source of this 495-nucleotide messenger RNA. NCBI's taxonomy places the organism in Eukaryota, Metazoa, Nematoda, Chromadorea, Rhabditida, Rhabditidae. The coding region runs from base 1 to 495 and encodes 164 amino acids. The record is from RefSeq and is a predicted model, not a curated record. The transcript has 3 exons.